AUGGCGGAAUUCUUCUUGAAGCGAAUGUUGUUUGCGAGGUUGCGAACUACACGCACGGCCACUGGAACCCAACCGGUCCCGCGAUAUCAGCCAGAGACUGAGCACGAGGCGUCCCACGAAAACGAGACGGAAGACGCGACCACACCCGAACACGGAGAUCCCGAAGACGAGAUUGACGACGAUGCUGAGCCUGUGCCAGCAGCGGAAGAUGCUGAAGACGACGCGGAGAGGCUACGAACUCCCUCCGCAGACCGCGAUCUCCGCGCGACAUGGAUCGCGGGCAUCAACAGCCUGUGGAGAUGCGCCGCAGACAGGGCCGCCCUUCUAGCCGCACAAGCUAGAGACGCUGCAUUCGAUGCUGUCGAGAUGGUCAAAGAGCUUGGGUUCAUUGGCACAGCAAAGGCAAUCGGCCACUGGAUCAGACUGAAUCCGUGGAAGACUGCGCUGAUCGUAGUGCCUCUCGUUGCGCUUGCAAUCACAGCGAUAGCGCUCUCGGCCACGGGCUUUGGCCCAGCUGGGAUCGUUGCAGGUACGUCAUCUCGGAGAAUAUAUCGUGGACAUUGA
Alternaria incomplexa is the source of this 564-nucleotide messenger RNA. RefSeq lists its product as uncharacterized. The coding region runs from base 1 to 564 and encodes 187 amino acids. The record is from RefSeq and is a predicted model, not a curated record. The transcript has a single exon. Lineage: Eukaryota; Fungi; Ascomycota; Dothideomycetes; Pleosporales; Pleosporaceae.